This is a messenger RNA of Anarrhichthys ocellatus (wolf-eel), 1021 nucleotides long. It is a transcript of the gene rbp4l, whose product is annotated as retinol binding protein 4, like. Lineage: Eukaryota; Metazoa; Chordata; Actinopteri; Perciformes; Anarhichadidae. Gene Ontology annotation, molecular function: retinoid binding; retinol transmembrane transporter activity. The record is from RefSeq and is a predicted model, not a curated record. Bases 110 to 700 code for a protein of 196 amino acids. The transcript has 5 exons.
GUGUGUAUAUAAAGGUUGUCUCACACACACAAGACCCACAACACUCAAUCUGGUGGAUAACCACGAACAGUCGAUUUUUAAUUGGUGUUGCUUCUUUGACUCAAACAGAAUGGGAUCCUCUAAACUGGCUCUGCUGCUGGUCUUGCUGUCCUGCGUAGAGCACUGCCUGUCUGCCUCCUGUGUCGUUGACAGCUUCACAGUCAAAGGGGACUUUGACCCCAAGAGGUAUGCAGGAAAGUGGUACGCACUGCAGAAGAAAGAUCCAGAGGGCCUGUUCCUGCAGGACAACAUCUCCGCUGAGUACACCAUUGAUGAUGACGGCUCCAUGACCGCCUCCUCCAAGGGACGCGUCACUCUGUUUGGCUUCUGGGUUGUGUGUGCUGACAUGGCCGCCCAGUACUCUGUCCCCGACCCUGCCAGCCCCGGCAAGAUGUUCAUGAACUACCAGGGACUGGCCAGCUACCUGUCCAGCGGAGGCGACAACUACUGGGUGAUCGACACCGACUACGACAACUACGCCAUCACCUACGCCUGCCGCACCCUGAAGGAAGACGGCAGCUGCGAGGACGGCUAUGCCAUUAUCUUUUCCAGGAACCCCCGCGGCCUGCCCCCCGCCAUCCAGCGCAUCGUCCGUCAGAAGCAGGAGGACAUCUGUCUGGCCGGAGAGUUUCAGCCUGUGCUGCAGUCUGGAGCCUGCUAAAGAGAAAGAGAGAGCAGAGCAGGAGAGCGUGAAGCCAGCUAGUUACAGUCAAGAAGGCUUGAAAGCAAGAAGAGGGAGAUUGAAAGAGUGUGUAUGUGUAAGAAGGCCUGUAUGUGAGAGUGAUAAUGUGACUGGACAGAUACAGAAAAUUAAAAAAAAAAAGACUGAGAGGAGGAAAAACACGAGAAUAUAAUUAGGCAAAGACAGUGGAAAAAGAUCUGUUUUUUUCCUCCUCUGUCACUCUGUGUUCGUCCAUUGUUUGUAAGGAAAAUGUUACUGCUGCUUUGAAAGACGAAAUAAAAGAUAUUUUUCUAAACAAUA